This is a messenger RNA of Scatophagus argus, 2492 nucleotides long. RefSeq names its product SDS3 homolog, SIN3A corepressor complex component (gene suds3). Lineage: Eukaryota; Metazoa; Chordata; Actinopteri; Scatophagidae. Gene Ontology annotation, cellular component: Sin3-type complex. Gene Ontology annotation, molecular function: histone deacetylase binding. Gene Ontology annotation, biological process: negative regulation of transcription by RNA polymerase II. The record is from RefSeq and is a predicted model, not a curated record. The transcript is spliced from 12 exons. The coding region runs from base 776 to 1636 and encodes 286 amino acids.
CUUGUUGGAGGAGAGACGGAAACGCGCGGUUAUUGCAUAAAUUCCGUUAAUUUUUGAUUGCACUUUCUAAAGUAGGCUAUAGAUUAAGCUCAAGUAAGAAUAGUUUUCUCGUAAAGUCCAAGGUGUGCAUUUUCCGCAUAUCCUAAGUCAAAUUUAAGCUGCUUGAUCUCAAAACUGGUUUGAAAAAAACAAAAAACAGUGCAAUGCAAGCUUCAGCCACACGUAGUUAGCUUGCUAGCUAGCACAUGGGAUGCUAGCAUGGAAAGUAAAGGGAAAGCAGCGGAAGUAAACAAGCUACAUUUCUUAGACUUGGUGGACAUUUCCUUUCCUGACAGAAACUUGAGCCUACUGUUAAUGCUCAUAUUACAAUAAUCUUGCCUUUAUUUACGUACUUCCUUAAAUUAGCUGUCGUUUCCCUAACCCAACGUUACGCUUGAGACAUCUGUCAGCUUUCACCACAUCAUUGGCCAGUCUAGCUCUAAUUUACGUUAUUGUGCGAUAAACUAUUCCCAGGAAAACUUAACUGUAAGGUAUGGUACAUUCAAAAUGCUUUAGUUCAUGUAGACAAAAACAUAGUUUAAUGAAUUAUAUUCCAAAUGGGUGUCAUAGCGUCAAUUAGCCAAGUAGCUACGUAACGUUAGCUUCGAGCAUUGACAGGUCGGCAGGCAGGCGAAACCCUGCGUGCUGUGUCCACUGCACUGCCCUUUUCGCACUCUUCAUUGAGACAGGACGGACUGCCGUGAAAGAGAAAGAAAGACAAGAGGAAAGCAAGACGAUGACAGCACUUCAAGACACGGAAGAUGCCAGUGAAACAGAUCUUGCCAAGCACGACGAGGAUGACUAUGUUGAAAUCAAAGAGCAAAUGUACCAAGACAAACUGGCCUCUCUGAAAAGGCAGUUGCAGCAAUUACAAGAAGGUACGCUGCAGGAAUAUCAGAAGAGAAUGAAGAAGCUGGACCAACAGUACAAAGAGAGACUUCGAAAUGCAGAUCUGUUUCUCCAGCUUGAGACAGAGCAGGUUGAGCGGAACUAUAUCAAGGAAAAGAAGGCAGCGGUGAAGGAGUUUGACGAUAAAAAAGUUGAACUCAAAGAAAACCUAAUUGCAGAACUGGAGGAGAAGAAAAAGAUGAUCGAGAACGAAAAAUUAACAAUGGAGCUGACGGGCGACUCAAUGGAGGUAAAACCUAUCAUGACUCGAAAGCUGAGGAGGCGGCCCAAUGAUCCAGUCCCAAUACCAGACAAACGGAGAAAACCUGCACCAGCUCAGCUAAAUUAUUUGUUAACAGAUGAACAGAUAAUGGAAGACCUACGAACACUUAAUAAGCUUAAAUCACCCAAACGGCCAGCAUCUCCGUCGUCUCCAGAGCACGUCCCCUCCGCUCCCAUGGAGAACCCUUCCCAGCGUUACGAGGCCCGUAUCGAGGAGGGGAAACUUUACUACGACAAAAGAUGGUACCACAAGAGCCAGGCCAUCUACCUGGAAUCAAAGGACAACACAAAGAUUAGCUGUGUCAUCAGCUCGGUGGGGACCAAUGAGAUUUGGGUGAGGAAGACGAGCGACAGCACAAAAAUGAGGAUCUACCUGGGCCAGCUGCAAAGGGGAGCAUUUGUGAUCCGUCGACGGUCGGCUGCGUGAAACAUUACCCACCCCUCCCCACCCCAGCUUCCAUCUGUUCAAUUAUCCAUCCAUCCAUCCAUCCAUCCAUCCACCCGCUCGUUCAUCCACUUUCUCUUUUUGGUGCAUGUCAUUUGAGUUUGACAUGCGGACUCUUAUUCUUCAUCAUAUACACUACCCUGAGUCCAGUCCUCCGUGGCCAAUAUCUCGCCAGACCACAUAAACCAAAUUAAAGUACAGUAAUAAUGAUAAUAUACACAGCUGACUGUUUUCCACUACGUGGCAAACGUGCAAAGGUGGUUGGUGGUCAUAAAAGACCAUACAUGAUUAUUUUGGUCUUGAUCUUGACUUUGUUUCAUGCUGUCAACACAAUCCAGUCUUUUUUUUUUUUUUUUUUAAUUUUUUACUUUUCUCCCAAGUUAUUUUCCCUGAGGAGCCUCAUGUUGACUUACAGAAAUUGGCUUCAAGCCUUCCAGACUGUCUCACUGGUGAUGUGCAACAAUGCAAGUUGUGAAAAACGGAUGAGAAAUACCUUCAGGUUUGGCUGAAUAUCAUUAAUCCCUUGACUGAAGACGUUACAGUUUCCUUAUGUCAGGAAUCAUUUACUAAAGAAUACAACUUUUGCACUGUCAUCAGAACUGGAGGACAUGCGAUGCUGAUGGUCUCUCUUAAUAACAUGUUUAAAAGUCCUAUGUGUUAAAGUCCUAAUUUGUUAUUUGAAAAAAGUUAUGUUGAGAUUUGUGCGUUUUGUUUAUUGCCAUCUUAUGUGAUUUUCUCCAUAUGCAAACACUGAAUUUGUUGAACUAUAUUUGCAUGUGGAGUGUUGACUCUUGAUUUGUACUGUGUUGCAUUUUAUUAAAAUGUUUUCUGCCUUUUA